CUAAUUAAUUCUGUCUCCUAUAUUGUGGUUUAAUAUAUCAAUAUCAUCCUUGAAUAAGCUUUUGUGUAUGCUGAGAUCUAGGGAUGGUCCUCCAGUGGAAUCCUGAAACAAAAGACACGAUUCUGAAGGUAUUGGGAGUAGCUAUUGCAUCUGUGUUGAGCCUGGUUUCCCUUCUCCAGGGCUCUUCUUCUGCAGAAGAUCACCAGAUUUUAUCAGAUCUGGCAUAUUUUCAUGCAGAAGAAGUAUUAUCUGGUCACUUGCCUCUGAACUUCUAUGUACUUACAUUUGCCACAAACGUCCUUAUUGUCUGUUCAGGGGCGAUCAUAGUCCUUUUGUGGUCAAUUCCUUGUAGACCACUUGUGAUCUAUACGCUGAUUACUGUUGGUAUUCUUUAUGCAUUGUUAAUGGUUAAAAUUACGCCCAAAUUCGCGGUUAGAGUUUUGGGCCGUGAAGUUUCAAGUUACGCUCUUGUAUGGUCAUUGGCUCUGACCUUCAUUUUCUCCACCUUUAUGGCGUACAAUUCUUUGAUAUAUGCUUGUUUGGGUCUCUCCAAACUCGGUACUUGGCUAUUUGCAAAACUGAAGCUAGACACUGCCUGGAAUUGUUUCUGUUCUAUUCAACAGAAACUUGUAGCUGUCAUGUCCAACUCUCUGCGCUCGGUGUGUAGUUGUUGGGAGACUUCUUGAGACAGUAUUAAGCUUGGAAGAAGCAUUUAAUUGUGAAGGAAACAGCUAAUGACGGAGAUUGAAAGUGUUUACUUCGUUCCCAAAUCUAAUAAAAGCGUGUACCUUUUCUCUCUAUGCCAUUCUAUAUUGAACAGUAUACUUUUUUAAAUUUUAUUUUAUCCACGCUUCUUGGACAUUUUAAGAUUUGGGGAUCAAUGCUACUCAGUAUGAACAAUAAUGCAUGCAAGAGAUGUGUAUGCAAACAUAAAUUAUUUUGUUUUAGUUUAAAAUUUCCAUGGAUGGACAACUAUA
Messenger RNA from Hevea brasiliensis (rubber tree), 977 nucleotides. RefSeq lists its product as uncharacterized. The transcript is spliced from 3 exons. Bases 84 to 686 code for a protein of 200 amino acids. Lineage: Eukaryota; Viridiplantae; Streptophyta; Magnoliopsida; Malpighiales; Euphorbiaceae. The record is from RefSeq and is a predicted model, not a curated record.